CACAAUCUUUGCGAUAUCAGUAUAUUGGGAAUUCGGCGUUUUUCAGACGUCUAAAUUGAGUGCCUGGAUAUUAUGUCUGGGAAACCCCCGGUUGCUCAUCUGACGGAAGAAACUAUUGUGGAAUACAGAGAUGCAUUUGAUUCGUUUGAUUAUAGCAAGGCUGGCAAACUGAGUCCGCUCGACAUUCCUAUUUUGAUGCGAAAACUCGGUCUGAUGCCAUCCAACCUGGAAGUUGAGGAGAUGAUUGAAGAAAUAUACAAGGAGAAAGACACUGCUGCCGAUGGAAUCACUUUUGAACAAUUCUGUUGCAUCGCAGCUCGGAAAUACAACGAUAUCUACAAAGAAGCCGACAUAAUAGAGGCUUUUCGUACAUUCGACUUGGAAGAGCAUGGCUACGUGUCAUCUGCUGAACUGCGCAGAGUUUUGUGCGGGAUGGGAGAGAAACUGACAGACGAUGAAUUUGAAGCGAUGCUUUAUCAAGCAAAAAUGGAUGAGGACGGAAACGUACACUACGAAACAUUUGUGCGAAGAAUGAUGGAAGACAUGUACCAAGACCGCUGAAACCAAAAGUCCCGAAAAAAUCAUAUACACUUUUAAGGUUUACUUUCCGUUCACUCCAAGUGAGCGAAUUCACCCCACAUCAAUAUUUCACCAGGUAUAUUGUAACUCAAUGAGGUUUCUAAAUGAGUGCUCUCAGGAACAACAAAAAAUCGU
This is a messenger RNA of Opisthorchis viverrini, 714 nucleotides long. RefSeq lists its product as hypothetical. NCBI's taxonomy places the organism in Eukaryota, Metazoa, Platyhelminthes, Trematoda, Opisthorchiida, Opisthorchiidae. Gene Ontology annotation, cellular component: myosin II complex. Gene Ontology annotation, molecular function: calcium ion binding. The record is from RefSeq and is a predicted model, not a curated record. The transcript is spliced from 2 exons. The coding region runs from base 73 to 561 and encodes 162 amino acids.